AUGGAAGAAGAUGCAGCUGAUGAUGUGGCGGUAGGAAUGGAAGAGCUUACUUUGGUUGAUGAAUUAAGUGACAGUGAUGAUGAUCCGUCUGUUGUCUACAUAUCCGAUACAAGUCAAACUGAAGAAGAACGUAUACCGGAAAGCAAGUUGAAGACGAGAAAGGAAAAGAAGAAGGAGAGAGAAGACAAAUAUCAUGGUACACCAUUGACCAACGAAGAGGUGAGUGCCUAAAAAUGGCCAUAAUUUUGUUGAUUUUUCAUGUUUAGGUAUGAAAAUUUGAGAAAAGCGAGGUGAAAGUGUGGAGUUUGAAUAGUGUUGCAGGAGUUUUUAAAAGAUAUAAUAAAUUUUGGGAUUUAGGUUGAUAAAGGUUGGCAGUUAGGUCAAGAAAGUGAUUUGGUCAAGAUUGUUUAUAACUUUUAAAAAUUUUAAUUUUUAAGCUUGUAUUUAUAGGAAAGCUAUAUGAUAUCAUGUAGUUUAUGACAUACUACACGACGUUUUUUAAAUUUUGUUUUUAGAAGCUAAGGGGUAAAAAUACUAGCAUGGUAGACUAUAAUGGUCAUAUCUUUUUUAAAUUUGGCCAUUUAGAAACGAAAUUUUAGUACAAGCAAGACAAGGUGAUAGUGUUUAAGAUGCUAUGUAAUCUUUUUUGAAAAAAUGAAAUAACAUUGGCAUUUUUUCAGUUGAUUGAGAUGAUGAACCGUCAUGAAGACGAUAUUCGAAAGUUUUUGGACGAAUAUUUGGCUUCUCCGAGGAUGAAAGAGAAGAACAAGGACUACAAAUCAACUAUAGAUUUGGGAGACAAGAUCGCGAUUACUGUAAGUUUUUUUAAUAUGUUGCGUUGAUGUUUAGGUAUCGACAGGAGUUGUAUGUUACUGAACAAUAAAUUUUACUGAGUGGGAUUUCCUUUUUAAACUGAAUGUUUAAAGUUUAAACUUUGAAAAGUAGUUUUCAAAAAUAGGGUUUAAAUUUUAAACUGUAAGACGAGAUAAACUUUUAAAUUUUCAGUUUUCAAUAUUGACGUUGAGCAAUCUGCGUUGUAACAAAAUAUCUUUUGUUUGUACGUCAUUGUUUCAAACGAAAAAUCAUGUAGCUCCAAAGAACUGUAUGGUUGGUUAUGUUCAAAUGAAUUGUCAAAAUGGGAGGCUUGCCUCUCACUAUGGUGAACUUAUCAGUCUUUUGAAGGAUUUUUUGAGGAAUCGUAAGUUAUUUUUGGUGUGUUUGGUCAUAUAAUACAUUAUUAAUGUAGUUAUAAUUAAAAGAAAAUAUUUUUUGCUUUGAUUUUGACAGAAAUUGACUGCAUUUUGAAGUUUGAAGGCUUUUAUGAAAGGAAAAUAUUAGUUUACUUACCUAAACAUGAAAAUAAUUGAAAAAUAUGAAUUUUGAUAGCUAAAAAUCUUAAAACUUGUUACUGAACCAUUAAAACAAAUGCAGUUGUAUUGCUUCAGCCGAAGAAAGAUCACCAAUUCCGGACGGUUCGAUCCCAAUCUUAGAAACAAUGAAUCUUAUACCUAAUGUUGUGGAGCAGAAACGUUUCAGCAGCUUUUCGUUAUACUGUACUUGUUGUGAACAACAUAUAAAGAACAUGUUGUCUAUUUUGGAGCAUGUUCGGUGUAGGGAACAUGAAUUUUUCACUAUGGUAAGAUUUUAUUGCAAAUUUUUUGUAGCAUUUGAAUUCUUCUGAAACUCGAUUUUUUACAAAAUUAUUAAGUUUUCAAUUAAUUCUGUGCCUCUUUUUUAGCGAUUGCAAGAACGUCGAAGCUUGGCCAAUUUUGUAAGACAGCUAAACAAUCAGAAACUGCUACCUCUUGUAAGCUGUAUCAAAGCCGAAAUUGAAUUUCAAAAACGUGAAGUUGACGCUAUGAUUGGGUCCUUGGUUCAGCUCAAUAUCUGCAAUUUUCACAAUUUUUUGACCAACGAAAUUACGGAGAAAUUGGCUGGUAAGAACUGGAAAUUUUUUUUGAUGAUUUUUUCAAGUUCAUUUUAAUUUUUUUGAGUUUAAAUAUAGUGAAAUGCUUAUAAAGUAGUCCUGUGAAGGGGCCGAGCCGUGCCUAAUUUUUCGGCCCAGUAAAAUCUUUCGUUGCGAGACCUAAGCUGGUUUUUGCUUUCUGACCGGCUCUUCAUACAAUGCGGUCUUUUUCAAAUUUGUUUUGGUCAGACCGAACCUAGUGGGCUCCUUAUCAAAUCUAAUAUAGAGUGCGUUUAAAGUUCCUGUAAAUCGAAACUCCAUCAUAAAAAACAAAUUUAAAACCCUCAAGCAAAUCGUUAUACAGGAGUUUCACUGCACACAAAUUUUAAUUGAUAUUUUAAUAAAAAUCAUUUAGGGUUACUAAAAAGAAAGCCAGAAGUCCACGUAGUACUAUUCGGAGGUCUACCAUCCAGUCUAGCAACUCCAGGCAAUCCAUUCGUAGUUGAUGCCUACAUCAACUUCGAAUCGAAAAAGAAUAUUCCAUUGAACAAGAAACGAGCAUACCUUCAAAAAAUCCUGAACGGCGAACAAAUGUUGGAUUUCGCUUUUCCUGGCGGCAAAGUUGUCAUGAAAUACCUGGGAAAACCCUUGACCUUGUUCUACACGAUGGACCCAAAGGCGGAGGAGGCGGCGCUGUUAAGCAAAUUACUUCAUUUGUACGCCAGCUUCUUUCCAGACUUUUAUAAAGCUGCUAUACAUAUCAGGAUUUGGGGAAAGGUAAGGGAUUGUCAUUUUUAAAAUUUUUUAAAUAAAAUUGCACUGAAAAUUUGAAAAUUUUUUAAAAAAUUUGUAAUGCAAAAGUUUUACUGUAUUUUGCAGGGCUUCUAUUGUAUUUAAAUACGUUUUCAAUUUUCAAAAACUCACUGAUAUCAUUCCAGAGGAUGGGUUUCAAUUCCACCUUUGACGAUCGUGGUGUAUCAGGUGUCGUUUUCGACAUGAUGGUCCUAUUCUUCCUCCAACGAAAGGGUGUCAUACCAAUCGUCAACGAACAAGCCUUGGGCAUGUCAUUCAAAGAAUUCUUCGACCAACCCUACCGAUUCCAAAUACGCGAGUUCGAAGAAGUCGGAAAACAACCAAGAACGUUUGAUGUCGCGACUGUCAUCUUCGACUUGUUCUCCUACUACUCGGCUGAAUUCGAUCCAGCUGAAAUCAUUCAAAUCGUGGACAAAAACCCCGUUUACAAAGAGAGAAAAGGCACCAAAACCUGGGUGGUCGAGUGUCCCAUGACCAAAGCCAACCUGUUUCAAUGCCGUUUGGAAAUAGACGCCUUCUUCCAAUCCGUCAUCUUCUACUCCACAGUCUCAGCGUUCCAAGUCAAGGAUCACACUGGGAAGUUGGUCGAUUUUGAGUAAGUUGCUUUUGUAUUGGGUAGAGGAUAAGGUCAGGAACAUGGUUAGAUGGAGGUUGGGGAUUAGUGAAUGCAGGAAGGGAAUCUACCUACCCUAGGGACGAUUCGAAAAAUAAAAUUACGAGGUAAUUGUAAGUGGAAAAAUGGGAAAAUCUUUGAAAAAUGGGUGCGCAGGGUACACGUUACCCUACACAUAAAAACGGGGAGUAGAGGAAGAGAGAGGGUAAAUACAGUGGCGGCAGGGACUUCGCUACGGAUUUUCUCUGGGGGGAGGGGGAGACCGAAAAAAUUUUUUUUUGUCCACAGGUGGACCGUUUUCAAAAAAUUUUUUUUUCGUUUUUUCACGUACAGGUCCUGUGGAAUUUUUUUCGGAUUGGCUCUGGGGGAGGGAGUACCCCCCCCCCCCCCCUCACCCAAACGACGUCCCUGAGUGGCGGCUACAAAAAAUGGGAGACGACGGUUUUGAGUGUAACUUUCUUGAAACUAAAAGAGGAAGGCUUAAAAUUUUUGUGAUUUUACAAUAUUCUUUUUGUCAACAAAAUUGCAAAAAAAAAUUUUUUUCUUGUCGAUUCAAAAACAUUACAGUAAUUCUACUGUACCCUAUAAUUCCGAAGUAUGUUCAUAAAUUUUUUUAAAUCGAAGAUGUACGUUUUAAGUUCUGAAAGUCUUAUCUUAUGGUUGUUUCUUAUUCAUGAGAUAAGAGCAUUUAAAAAUGGUCAACAACCAAACAAGUUCGAUUCCGCUUGAAAAAUCGAAGAUUUUUUAAAUUUUAAAAUCUGUAACUUCUUUACCGUAGGAGAUGCAAUAUUAAAACAUUCAAAAGUUGUGCAACUUUUUAUGCUCUAUAAAAAGUACAUCUUUGAUUUAAAAAAAUAUGCACAUACUUCGGAAGUAUUGGGUACGGUAGAAUUACUGUAACUUUUUUGAAUCGACAAUAAAAAUUUUUUUUUGCAUUUUUGUUGACAAAAAGAAUAUUGUAAAGUCACAAAAAUUUUAAGCUUUACUCUUUUAGUUUCAAGAAAGUUAUACUCAAAAUAGUCGUGUCCCAUUUCUUAUUGCCGCCACUGUAUUUACCCUCUCUCUUCCUCUACUCCCCGUUUAUGAGUGUAGGGUAACGUGAAGUAGAGUAGGGUGAUAUUCCUUUAUUAAAUAAUUCAAAUUUUGUUUUAGACGAUCCUGGUGUUCAACGAUGCGCGGUCAAAAACUACCUUUUCUUUGUGUGGCAAAACCAAGCACUCGCUCAAAUGCGAGAAUUCCACAGCUUAUGCCACCACACAAUGGCACUUUUCAUCUGCAUCAUGGCGUGGUAGGUCUUGUUGAGCUUUUGAAAUUUUAUUGAAGUUUCUAGGUUGGAAACAACAUAUAACUUCUUUUUAUCUUGUUGAAAUUAAAAAUUUUAAAAAGACACUUUUGAGACAAAAAUAAUUUUAGUACACCCCUAAUCUCGAGUGCGACUUCUGCGGCGAACGUCAUGUGGAACGAGAUUGCUACAAACUGAAGAUGGAAGCAAUCGAUAACAAGCCAGUAGCGCCCGAAGUCAUCAAAAGGCUAGAUGAUCUCAUCUCGAAACAAUAUCACGAAUUAAAGGCUACAGAAGCAUGCUUGAUCAAGGCCAAAAGUUUUGUGGAUGACUUGAAGUCAGAGCUGCGAAAACACUUGAGCAAUGACGAUAUUAGACUAGACCUUUUCGGCUCUCUAGUGUCUGGUUUUGGCUCAAUCGCUAGCGAUUUGGACGUCUGUUUGCGGCUACAGCACGAUGAAGUCACGGAACAAGAUAUAGAAGUAGGCAAAGUGCUGCUGAAGAAGACCUACGACUACCUACUGAGGAAUAAGUACAUUUGUCGACUGGUCUCGAGUGCCAAAGUACCAAUUGUCAAAUUCGAAAGCAAGAGCUUGGGAUUCAGUGGAGAUAUCAGCUUCUACAAUUGUCUGGCACUACACAACUCCCAGAUGCUCCGAGAGUACUGCGACUUUGAUGAAAGGGUACCGGAGCUGGGAGUGGCUAUCAAAGCAUGGGCACGAGCUUUUGACAUCAACGAUGCUUCGCAAGGAACGCUGAGCUCAUACGCUUUGAUUGUCAUGAUGAUCUUUUAUCUACAGAAGCUGAAAAUACCUGUUUUGCCGAGGUUGCAGGUAUGGUUUUGAAUUUAAGAAAGGUUUUGAGGGGUUUUAAUGGUGAUAAUUGGGGAAACCUGAUCUAUUUGAAAUUAAAAUUUAUUAAAAAAUUGAUUUUGAUACAAAAAAGUGUUUUUCAGGACCCAACUUCUUGCCCAGAUCUGAAUUCAGAGGAAGAAAAAUCAGUAGGAGAAUGGAAAGUUCAUUACUACAAACCCACGAAAGAGUUCAAGGACGCCUUCAAGAAGAACACACAAAGUGUUGGUGAAUUGUUUGCUGGAUUCUUCGACUUCUACGCCUCUUAUCAGUACAACGAAGAGGUGGCACAGAUCAGAGAUGGCAAAGUUUUGACGAAAAUUGAAAAAGAAUGGACCAAACACUUGUUGGCUGUCGAAGAUCCCUUCGACUGGGAUCAUAAUCUAUGUUCUGGGGUUAGGAAAGUUAGUAAGUGGAUAUUGGUUUUAAGAUAUGAAGGAGAUAACGCGAGAAAAUUAAUGGAUUUGAACUCCUCGCGACUAUAUUUUGGCCUUUUGUUGAGAGUUUUUCAGUUUUUUUUUAUUUUACCACCGUUUUAUGUCAUUUUUGAUGUUGCCAUAAUACUAAACACCUAAUUCCAGCUGGCCUGUACAUUAUGCACACCAUGAACGUCAUGCAACAUGUCCUCCGAACCAAAAGAGACAUUAUUCGUUCGCCUGACUUUUUACUGGACAAACUGGACCAGUUUGUACCAAACACGAGGGGUUCUGUGGGAAAAGUCUGCUUCCAUUGUCACAACAAAGGCCACAUGAUACAGAAAUGCCCCAAAUUGGCGGAAAAGCGAAAGUAAGAUGGUUUUAUUGGAUUGAUCUUGCUUGGGGCAAUUUAAAAAAAAAUUUGAAUAAAGAUAGAAGGUGCAGUCUGUACAAAACUUCGCAUUACAAUUUACUGUUUGUUUAACUUACCUUCAACUAAAUUGUAUUUUCCAGAAUGAACAAAAAACUGGCUAUCGUGAGAAAGCAACGAGAAGCCGAACGAAAACUCGUCAAAGAAAAAGAACAACAAAUUGAAGACGAGACGGCCAGAGUCAGUAGAGAAAAAGGAGAGGACUUCAAGAAUCGCGUGAGGGAAAAGUUGGCCAAUGAAAAACCAUCAGCGUCGCACUUAAAAGGCCGAGACCUACUAGAUGUUGCCAGAGCACGAAAGAAAUUAGAAAAACAAAAUGGUACUAAUGGGACCGGAAAGGUGGUGACAAAAGAUAAUAACAACAAAGAUGGAAUUGGAAACACCAAAGAAGUGUAUGGAAAGAAGAAACCGAAAACAUUGUCGCCAAAGAUUGGGAGGAAGUUGAUGUCACCGAAGGUUGAGAAAAAGGUGAUGUCACCGAAGAACGGUGAGAAUCAGAAGGUAUCGUCAUCCAAGAAUGGAAAAAAGAGUGGCAAUAACAGCCCAGAACCACCGAGUACGUCCUCGAAGAAGAAGGAUUCUCGAAAGAAAUCAAAAAGCUCAAAAUGA
This is a messenger RNA of Bursaphelenchus okinawaensis, 6920 nucleotides long. The record is from the annotation of a GenBank genome assembly. Lineage: Eukaryota; Metazoa; Nematoda; Chromadorea; Rhabditida; Aphelenchoididae.